AUGCCUGCUCAUGUGGUGCAUCAGGGGAGUGUGCGCGGAAGGUCUUCAAGAGCGCGAUCGCAAGUCUCAAAAGCCGGAAGCCGAACGACAACGCGCUCUGAAUCGCCCCGUCGACCCAGCGGCUCGCGAGACAGUCACGAUCUACCGCGAGAUGCGAUCCGCCGUUGCAGACUACAUCCCCCACUCCAGUUACCUUACAGUGGACAGGGGGGGGUCAGUGCCAUGACCGCGGACAUGGUCGGCAACGCGGUGGUCAUGGUGCAGGAGCACUUCAUGAAGCGUCUGACGGCGUAUAUUCGCCUCGAGUUGUUUCGUCGGACCGGUGCGGCACCCCGAUCCGAGGUGGAGCGUCUUCGAACUGCGUGCUUUGGUCCUGAUGAUGGCGACUAUGCGGAAGACGAACAUGAGCUUCGAGAGUGGCUGGGUUUCCGCCCCUACAAGGACGAGCUCAAGCGAAGCAUGUCUAUCCUUGGCCAUAUCGAGGCCCUACGCCGUGAGAUGGCAGAGUUACCCGGGUCUUCAGGUGGAGUCGAUCUCAAUGUGUCACCGCAAGACGAAGUUGCUCUGGGCGACGAGCCCGAAUCGGAUGAGGACUUCAUCCAGGAGCUGCGUUCCCGAAAGGGACUCCGGGCAUUCACGCUUUUGCCAGUCUCGACCUCGUUUGUGCCGAUGGACGUGGCCUUCGACGGCUUCACGUUGCAGGGGUUCUGCGCUCGGCUUUACAACAGAACUUGGUCCAACCCUGUCGGGAUCCCUGUCGGAGCGCACGGGUUUGAGACCGAGAACUGCAAGUUCGCAUAUCGCGUCGCGCCGAACGGGUACUCGGUUUCGAUACUCUUGACAAGACCGAAGAACGCGAUUGAGGUCGAGCUCGAGCGACUCAAAGCUACACGAACCCAAGAAAUCAAUGAUCAGGCGGCGAAGCGAGCAAGGCUGCGCAAGGCUCAAACGCGCAAGAACCCUCGUGGCCGUCAAUGUACCUCGCGCUCAGACCGCCAGCAACCGCUUCCCAACGACUGGAACAUUCUGCCAGCGGAUUACGAGGCCGACAGGUUGGUCGCGAUUGACCCUGGAAUGCGGGCCAUGGCUACGGCGGUGUGUGAAGACAUCGCACCAAUGGACGAGACCGCCAUGGAGCAGAGGCGUCAGCGCAACAGGCGUCGCAAUCGUCGGCGGGCUGCACGUCGCAAGGCACUGCUACGGAUCGCCCGGCGGAGGAAACGGUUGUCGAGGAGAACCCGUGCUCGAAUCAAGCGCGCAAAGAGACAAGCUCGGCGUCCUCCAACCUCCCCACGCGUGCGUCAUGUUGGUGACGAGACCGUCAUCUCCAUUAAGACCCGCGAGUACCGACAUCUCGCUGGCUUCAACAAAGCCAUGCACUGGUUUGAAGGGCUGAAGUAG
This is a messenger RNA of Phytophthora sojae, 1401 nucleotides long. RefSeq lists its product as hypothetical. The transcript has 3 exons. The record is from RefSeq and is a predicted model, not a curated record. NCBI's taxonomy places the organism in Eukaryota, Oomycota, Peronosporomycetes, Peronosporales, Peronosporaceae. Bases 1 to 1401 code for a protein of 466 amino acids.